Molecule: messenger RNA, 876 nt
Organism: Eimeria necatrix
Lineage: Eukaryota; Apicomplexa; Conoidasida; Eucoccidiorida; Eimeriidae
Product: 50S ribosomal protein L4, putative
Exons: 7
Biological process (GO): translation
Cellular component (GO): ribosome
Molecular function (GO): structural constituent of ribosome
Source: RefSeq, a predicted model, not a curated record
GUCUACUGGCACAUCCGGCGCUCCCUCGCGGGCUGGACCGAACGCAUGCAGCUCUACAAGUGGGAAUGGCCCGGCAGCAGCAAAAAGGUGCGGCCGCAGGCGAAGUCCGGCCGCGCGCGAAUGGGCUGGCGAAAGGCCUGCGGGAAGUACUUGGGGGUGCAGACUUGGCCGCUGCGGCCGCACUCGUGGGCCAGCAAGUGCAACGCGCGCCGCCGCCACUGCCCCAGCGCGCUGCUGAUCCACGAGGGCCACAACGACGUCAACGAAAACUGCCGCUGGGCGACGGCGCACAUAACUGGCGUGCGGCGGACGGACGUGGCGGGAGUGAACGCCUAUUUGCUGCUGAAGCACCGCAUGGUCUUAAUAACCCUGAAGGCGCUGCAGCAGCUGCUGUUCGAGCUGCAGCAGCAGCAGCAGCAGCGGCUGCCCCGCUAUGCCACCCCAGACGGCCGCCCAGCGCCUCCCCCAGUGCCUGUGCCGGGCUGGGCAGAUGAGUGGCUAGAGAUCAAGGCUCGGGAAAGAGCGGCUAAAUUCGACAGAAAGCGAAUUCGAGAGUUGGCAGCCAAGUGGGUCUGGUCUAGCGAGCCCAAGGGCCUUCUGAAAUUGCCCCGUGUAGACCCUCUCAAGGGUUUUCGGGUCGCCCGUUUUUCGUCUGAGGAGGCGCCGACUCCCGGCAGCAAAUACGAAGAGCUCUACGCGGAUGAUGAGCCGCUCGAGGAAGACGAAGAAGAUAUUGAGCAAGUUGCUGCGGCUUUGGAGGCACGGGAUCGCGAAGAGGCUGAAUUGCUUACUGAUGAAUGGCCAAGAGCAACAGAUUGGGCUGGGGGCUCUGGGAGCCCAGCUGUCAUAUCUCGUGGAGGGAACGCUUGCAGCUGA